Plasmodium fragile is the source of this 1404-nucleotide messenger RNA. RefSeq lists its product as uncharacterized. The coding region runs from base 1 to 1404 and encodes 467 amino acids. Gene Ontology annotation, molecular function: metal ion binding; metalloendopeptidase activity. The record is from RefSeq and is a predicted model, not a curated record. Gene Ontology annotation, cellular component: mitochondrion. The transcript has a single exon. NCBI's taxonomy places the organism in Eukaryota, Apicomplexa, Aconoidasida, Haemosporida, Plasmodiidae. Gene Ontology annotation, biological process: proteolysis.
AUGCUGGGGCGAACGCUGAGGAGGUACAGCUCGCUGAAGAGCCUGCCCAAGGAAAUCCUGAACCAACCAACCACUCGAGUAAGCGAGUUGCCAAACAAACUCAAAAUAGCUACCGUCAAAAGCACAUGUGAAGUACCCACCAUAGGUAUAUGGAUCAGCAGUGGAAGUAAAUAUGAAAAUCAACAGAACAAUGGAGUAGCUCACUUUCUCGAGCACAUGAUAUUCAAAGGAACUAAUAAAAGAAGCAGAAUCCAACUCGAAAAAGAAAUUGAAAAUAUGGGAGCACAUCUUAAUGCAUAUACAGCUAGAGAACAAACCAGUUACUACUGCAGAUGCUUCAAGGACGAUAUAAAAUGGUGCAUUGAACUCUUAAGUGAUAUACUUUCAAAUAGUGUGUUCGAUGAAGAUCUUAUUAACAUGGAAAAGCAUGUCAUAUUGAGGGAAAUGGAAGAAGUAGAAAAGUCAAAGGACGAAGUCAUAUUCGAUAAACUUCAUAUGACUGCAUUUAGGGAUCAUCCUCUAGGCUACACCAUUUUAGGACCCAUAGAUAAUAUAAAAAAUAUGAACAGACAAAACAUCAUUAAUUAUAUUAAUACCAAUUACACUUCAGACAGAAUGGUUCUUUGUGCAGUGGGUGAUGUGGAACAUGAACAGGUUGUUAAAUUAGCAGAACAACACUUUAGGCAUUUAAAGCCUCAAACUGCUAAUAUGGGUUCUACAUCUAAUAUAGAUACUGUCAAACCCUACUUUUGUGGGUCAGAAAUUAUCAUGAGAGAUGAUGAUUCAGGACCUAGUGCACAUGUAGCUGUAGCCUUUGAAGGAGUUGAUUGGAAAUCGCCGGAUUCAAUAACAUUCAUGCUAAUGCAAUGUAUUAUUGGUACUUAUAAAAAAAGUGAAGAAGGUAUCCUGCCAGGAAAACUUUCAGCAAACAGAACCGUUAAUAAUAUUUGUAAUAAAAUGACAAUCGGAUGUGCCGACUACUUUUCUGCUUUUAAUACAUGCUACAACAAUACGGGUUUGUUUGGAUUCUAUGUACAGUGUGAUGAGCUAGCUGUGGAACAUGCUCUGGGGGAACUCAUGUUUGGAGUCACUUCCCUAAGUUAUAGUAUCACAGAUGAAGAAGUCGAGCUAGCCAAAAUACAUUUAAAGACACAACUCAUUAAUAUGUUCGAGUCGUCAUCCACCUUGGCAGAAGAAGUGUCUAGGCAAAUUCUGGUGUACGGAAGAAAUAUCCCCUUAGCAGAAUUUCUCUUGAGGCUGGACAAAAUUGACACUGAAGAAGUAAAACGGGUUGCUUGGAAGUAUUUGCAUGACAGGGAGAUUGCCGUGGCCGCCAUGGGUGCCCUCCACGGCAUGCCGCAGUACUACGACCUCAGGCAGAAGACCUUCUGGCUCAGAUACUAG